CCUGUGAUGACGUGUAUCCCGCUGGAGCCGGCUGCUCGCUGUCACUUCCUGGUUGUGUGAGCUUUGAUCCCGGAGUUCGUUGCCAGCGCUGAGCGACAUGUCUCACCAGACCGGCAUCGAGGGUGAGUCCCGGCCGGCGGCCAUCUUAUACCCCAUACACAGAGCGGCCAAGGAGAACGGCCAGCCCUGCCUGGGAGCAUGGAGGGACUGGAAGACCUCUCUGGAGACUCCCUCCUCCCCCCAGCCACCAGUCAUUGUAUCCAGGGUACACCUACAUAGUGUCUGCAGCAGCUAACUAACUAACUAACUACAUAGGGAAACAGAGAAAGUACCCUGCAGAAACAUCAUCAUCAUAAUGGGGGGAAAAAAUUAAUAAUAAUAAUAAUAGAAAAUAAUGGAAGAAAAUAAUAAUGGAAAAUAAUGGGAAAAAAUGAAUAAUUAUAGAAAAUAAUAAUAGAAAAAUUUAAUAGAAAAUGGAAAAAAUGAAUAAUAGAAAAUAAUAAUAAUAAUAGAAAAAUGUAAUAAUAGAAAAUAAUAAUGGAAAAAAAAUAGAAAAUAAUAAUAAUGGAAAGUAAUGGGAAAAAUUAAUAAUGAUAGAAAAUAAUAGAAAAAUGUAAUAGAAAUAUGUAAUAAUAAUAGAAAAUGGAAAAAAUGAAUAGAUAAUAAUAAUAAUAAUAAUAGAAAAAUGUAAUAGAAAAUAAUAAUAAUAAUAGAAAAAAACAGAAAAUAAUAAUAAUGAAAAAAUGUAAUAAGAAUAAUGGAAAAAAAUUAAUAAUAGAUAAUAAUAGAAAAUAAUAAUAAUAGAAAAGUGUAAUAAUAGAAAAUAAUAAUUUAGGAAAUAAUGAUAAUAGCAAAAAUUACAUUUUAAAAUAACUUAUAAAAUAUAAAUCUAAUAAUAUUAUUAGGAAAAAGUUACAUUUAAAAAUAAUAGAAAACCAAUAGCUAAAAAAAAUGAAAAAUAGUAAUCAUGGAAAAAUAAUAAUAUAAAAAAAUUAUAUUGUGGAAAAAAUAAAUGAAAAAUAAUUUUAACAUUAAGCUUUACCUUAAUAAAAUAUUUAGUUUGAUAUGAAAUAUGUGUUUACUAAUUAACCUAUUGGUGGUGUGGGUUCUCUGCAUUGCAUGAAUAGAUUCCAUAGUUUGUGCGUUGCUUCUUUGUAAACUUUACCUUUCAUGGUGCAUAUGCUCCAAUUUCUGACAAUUCAUCAAUUUAGAGAAUUAAAAAAAAAAAAAUUGCUACAGUUCUACAGUUGCAGUAUUGUCAAAGUGCUGUUCGGCAUGGGCUGUACUUCAAGCCAAACAUUUGUUCUUUGCACAAUGCAAUAAACAUCACUUAUUUGUUGUAGACGCUUUUGUUAUGAAAUUUCACAAGACUUAAUUUGUGUGAGAACUAGCAAAAAUUAUAAGUAGUUACUACAUGCUACUAAAUGUAUUAUUUAGAAAUAAAUUUUUACUGGAAAUUAUUAUAGAGUUAAUUUGUCUUAUAAUGUUUGCUGGCCAUAACCGGGUUCUUCUGUUGCUUUGUGUCUUCCUGUGUUGCUUCACAUGGUUAUUUUGCUACACACUCAUUGAUUACCAUGCGAGUGCUUAUUACAGAGUAAUUUGCCAGCAGUAGUAAAAAGCCCUUUCAAACAUUUGUAAUUUUAUCAACAUGACAAAAGUACACACUGCACCUUUGAUUCUCUGAUAGCUAGGUCACAGCAGGUUACUAGGUUUGCCUUACUGCAACUUGUAUGUGCAGAAUAUAUAUACAUAGAGUUUAGUUAUUCUCAAAUAUCUGUAACCCCAGUUUCAAUGCAUGGGUUUGUUAUUGGAGACAGGAAGCAUAUACAAUUUAAAAAAAAAAAAAAAAAAGUUUGUGGACACAUCAGUUAUGAGCCGUAUCCCCUGCCCCUCCAUGACAUCUUUCAUUUGUUUCUACCCGGUUUUCUGAAUUGUUGCGUUUCAAGUUAGACUAUACGUACCUAUUGCUUUUCAGUGUAAAUGAAAAUAUCACCCCUUGGAUCUGGAGUUAUGCAUUGAACAGUUUUCACAUUUACCCCUAAAUGUCACUCCUUGCAAUCUGAAAAAGUUCAGUGAUUACUUGCUCAUUUACUGUUGAGAGAGCUUUUUUUAAAAUGAGGAAACUCAACUCUGCAGCAUAACCUGUGAUUAUAUUAAUAACACACACAUUCUGAUUUAGCAUUAACAUUCUGAUUUCAGAAUAUACUUUUAAGAGCCAUGUGCUGUUGGUGACACACUUCAGGUUAUUCAUUAAACUCUGAAUUGUAGUGAAUUAAACCCUAAUGUCAACAUUGAGGCUGAAAGAUGAUUGGGGAAAAAAAUCUCCAGUUUACCUACAGGCACAACGUGGCUAUUUUAGCAUAAAUACAAUUUAGAUUUUAAUUCAUUAAAGUUCUUAGUUUAGCGAAUAACCCUGUUAGCAAUUGGUGUCUAACUGAUAUGGUUAUUUAUUUACUAAAGUAAGAAUUAAAGGGAACUUCAAAUCUAAAGAUAAAGUAACUAAACUGAAAGCAUGGUUGAUUUAGACAAUGUUUCCGGUUUGGCUCCUUUGACUUUAAAUGUGAAAUUCACCCUAAAUUCUCACUUUAGCAAAUCACUUGUCCGUUGUUUUUCCUGUUCCCCUAUUUUAGCUUAAAAUGUAAUUCCUUUGUUAAUUUGCUACAAAGUCAGGUUUAGUUACACAUUAUAUUAUUCAUCUUUAAAUGGAAAACCUUUUUUUUUUUUUUUUUUGUGAGAAUUUCUUUUUUCAUGAUCAGCAUGACGUGGAGGAGGAGGAUACAUAUAUACACACAGACCAAUUUUUAUAAUAUAUGGCACAAAACACAUUUUUAUUCAUGUUUCACUAUUUCUAUAUUUAGAUUUUAAAUAUAUUUUAAAAUAUAUAGGAUUUCUUGUUUUUUGCGUUGUUUAGUGUGUUUCUUCCAUACAUUUUUAUAAAGUGGGAAGAUUUGUUAAAACAGGUGGAUUGAGGUUUUCCACGAUUCACAGCUGAAGCAGCAUGCAUUUUAUUUAUUUCGUUAUUACUGUUGUAUAAACAGUGGUCUAGGAGAUUUGAAUAUUGCCAGAGGUACAUUGCCACCAUCAUUGGAAAUAUUUUGGAAGAUCAAGAUUGCUCAUCCAUGCAUUCUUUAUAAUAUAUUAAUGAUUACAUCAAAUACAUUGAUGGUCAGGAAAUCUACACAGUUUAUAGAGUAACUGAGCUCUUCAGGACAAGAGUUAAGCCAUUUAUUUGAGAAGUCAUGUUGAUUUGUUGAGUGUUGUUAUUCCCAUUUUUUAAAUGUUUUAGUACAUACAACAUUUCUGUCAGUCACUGAUUCUAUAUGUUUGCUUCUGAUCUUAUACCUGUGUUUCUUCCUCAGACAAAGGUAGCAUGUUUUUUUCUGAAUUUAAUCAGAUAUGGUAUUAGGGUGUUUGUUUAUCUUUCACUGUGAAGUCUGUGAUUUUGUUUACCAAUUAUAUUUGUUUAUGACUCGUUAGCUGCUUUAUUUAUUUACUGAUUUGUCCUUGCACCUUGCUAUUAAUGUUGGUUUGUUUGUUUCGUAUGCAAAUCCUAUGUAUAUAGGAGAUUCAACAAGUGAAGUAGAUUAAAAUUUACAUUAAUAGAAUAAUCAGCCCUAACUUGAACAUGCAUAUGGAGAUAUUCCCUGUUUUAAAGACAUUCUAUAGACAGGAUUGAAAGGGAUUGGAGUUUGUCUUUAAUCAAACAAGGUUAUAUAUGAGACUACUUGGUUGCCUGGCAGUUGAGUGUUUCUGACAAUUGAAAUUUUUACAGCUUUGGCCUAAAUGUUGAUUAUAUUGCUGGGGAACAGGUGUAUUUGUAUUGUGAUGACUUUUAUUGCCUGUACGGUUUUAUUAUUUGGGCUUUCCACUGUGAAACGGCCUUUCAAUCGAGAAGAUAAGGGAAUUGUACCAACGUCUGGUCUUGCGUAGUAGUAUGUGGGAUUAUGUUUAUUAGGAUCAUAAGAUGGGGGAUGGCAAUGCUAACCAGGAUGAUAUGGGAUUGAACACAAGGCCUAUCUGCAGAAACAUAUGGUGCCAGCAUCUGUAAGUGAUUUCAGACUGGAACACCAGAGUGCCAUACAGAGAGAUAAAUGAAGAUUGACUUCUUAAGACCAAGUGUUAUACAUUUUUAGACACUGCAGUCUGGUUCCUACUGGCAACAUAAAAUGCCUCGUGCAUGUAGCUACAACAGCUCAAUAUAUAGUUAAGUCAAUAAUUGAGUGGGUUAUUUCCCAUAAGAUAAUUUGAUCCUUAAAGGGACAUUAUAGUCACCAGAACAAUUACAGAUUAUUGUAUUUAUGCUGGUGAGUGUAAUCUUUCCCUUCAGACUUUUUGCAGUAAGCACUGUCUUUUCAGAGAAAAGGCAUGGUUUACAUUACAGCCUAGGGAUACAUUCAGUGGCCACUCCUCAGAUGGCUGCUUGAGGUGCUUCCUGGGGUGUGCAGCACUGCAUUUAAUGUAUCCAGCCUCUGCAUGGAGACACUGAACUUUCCUCAUAGAGAUGCAUUGAUUUAAUUCAUCUCUAUGAGUAGAUGCUGAUUGGCCAGGGCUGUGUUUGGCACUGCCCUUGAUCUGCAUCCUUGGCAGUCUCAGCCAGUCCAAUGCUUUCCUAUGUGACAGCAUUGCGAUUGGCUCAGAACACCACUCCUGAUGAUGUCAGCCAAGCAGGCAGAUCAAGGACAGAUCAUGCAGCAGCAGACUGGAAUAAAGGUAAUAUUUUACUAUAUUUAGGGGAGGGCAAGUGGAGCCGGAGAGGGCUAGAUGGUAGUUUUAACACUAUAGGUUCAGGACUACAUGUGUGUUCCUUAAAAGAACAGACUAUGUCAAUGAAAACUUUUAUUGUUCCUUGAGUGACUAAUAUUAAAUAUGUCUGUGUGUGUACAUAUUGUACACUCUGCAUAUUCUAUAGUUCUCCAUCAUUUUAGCUUUGUACACAAAUAGUCUUGUAUUUUUACUGCAAAGAAUGUUCCUCUUUGUCCUUUAGCAGUACUUGCAGCUAUGAGCAAUUGUUUACACCCAGUCUUACUGGUGACUUUCUUUGUAUGCUGAUAGAUGAGUUUACUCCUUUUAAGACCUUUGCUCUACCGUUCUGAGUGAAGCAUUCUUAAAUUCCAUAACUUUAUUCUCUUUUGAACACACAAAUAGUGUCUCUAGUCUCCUGGCAGCUAUGCAACUGCAUGAACUUUGAGCAAAAUGUUAUGAGUUUAGCAUAGCAAUGCUUUAUGGGUACAGCAGGAAUUCUGCUUUCUGGUGUAAUGGAAAGACCAUUGAUGUUUUAUCAUCAAAUUCUGGCCAUAUGGCAGGAUAGAAUGUCCUGAUUAUUUGGUAGUUGCAGUUCAAUGCAGCCAUUAAAGGGAUACUAUAUGCACCCUGGUCAUUUUAUCUCAUUGAAGUGGUCUGGGUGAAGUAAAAACAUUAUAGCUUCAGAGAAACUGCAAUGUUUACAUAAACCCACCUCUAGUGUCUGUUUACCAGACAGCCACUAUAGGUGCUUCCUGGAUUCUCACGGAGUUGAACUCUAUAAAAAGCUUUGCAUGAGGAUAUCCAGCAUCUUCAAAAUCCCCAUAGGAAAGCAUUGGUGCAACCUUUUCUUAUGGAGAAGCUCUAAUGCGCCUGUAGUGCUUGCCGUGCAUGCGCAAUGGGUUCCUCUUGAUGUUGCGGGAGGAGGAGAGCGACCUGGGUGGAAUGCCUGUCUGGGUGGAAUUAAGGUAAGUGUUAAAAGAGUUUUUAACCCUUUCAUUUGUGAAGGACACAGCUAAAGUAAUAGCAACAGGGGCAGACCAAAGUGUUAAGAAUACAGUUUUGUAUUCCUAUCACUAUAGUGUUCAGACAGAAUUAUUCUGUCAUUGAUCGUUAAGAGGUUACAUCUCUGCUGUCAGAGAUAAAGCAACAACAUGAACUGUUGAAAUUGUUGUAUGAUUGCUUUUUGUUAAUUUUUAUAAGCGUACAAAAUAUGUUUAGAGUUUUAAUAGAUUUUUUUUUGUUCCUUAUUCCAUGAGACAUCAGCUGCGCCAUACUAUUGUAUGAUGCAUAUUGAUUUACAAAGUGAAUGCUAGUUGGUUAUCUGGGAACACUCAACUGUCUUUCGAGCUGCUUGUCAUCUCCUUAUAAGGAGACAUUACUAAACAAGGGUUAAAUAAACGCUAGGGGAUGAUGAGAUUUAUACAUAAAGGUAUUUGCAAUGAAUGGAAUUUUCAGCCAUGGUUGAAAACAAAUUUAAAACUGAUUUAAAGUAAACCCCUUACUAAAUAAGUGUUUUAAAAGAAGGAACAUGUUACGGUUUAUUUUCAUGUCUGGAAGAGAAAUUACAGAACUGAAAUAAGUAGUUAUAUGGCAAUGGAAAAAAACAAACUAAAAGAAAAUACCAAACAGCAUCCAAAUCUUGUUUAUAAAGAAUAAUUAUAGGACCACUAUAGGCACCCAGACCACUUUCACUUAAUGAAGUGGUCUGGGUGCCAGGUCCAGCUAGGAUUAACCCUUUCUUCUAUAAACAUAGCAGUUUCAGAGAAACUGCUAUGUUUACAAUAGGGUUAAUCCAGCCUCUAGUGGCUGUCUCAUUGACAGCCGCUAGAGACACUUCCGCGCUUCUCACUGUGAUUUUCACAGUGAGAAGACGCCAGCGUCCAUAGGAAAGGAUUGAGAAUGCUUUCCUAUGGACUGGCUGAAUGCGCGCGCGGCUCCUUAUGCGCAUUCAGCCGAUGACGUCGCUAUGGAGGAGGAGAGUUCCCCGCCCGGUGCUGGAGAAAGAGGUAAGUUUAACCCCUUCUACCCUCUGGAGCCCGGAGGGAGGGGGGCCCUGAGGGUGGGGGAACCCUCAGGGCACUAUAGUGCCAGGAAAACGAGAAUGUUUGUUUUCCUGGCAUUAUAGUGUUCCUUUAUUUAUGGAUAUUAAACUAGCAGAGGGUUUGAAGUACAGAUGUAUAGAUAUCUGCAUUUUUAUUUUUUGGCUUGGCAAUUUCAAUUUCAAUUUCAGGUAGGCAGGCCAACUGGCAGAACCAUGAGACUACCAUAAAGUAAAUGGACACUAUAGUCACCAAAACAACUUUAGCUUAAAGAAGCAGUUUUGAUGUAUAGCUCAUGCCCCUGCAGUCUCACUGCUCAAUUCUCUGCCAUUCAGGCGUUAAAUCACUUUGCUUAUGAACCCCAGUCACACCUCCCUGCAUGUGACUUUCACAGCCUAAAGUGUAUCCUUCCUUUAUUGCAUGUUUUGUUUAAUUUAGAUUUUCCCAUCCCCUGCUAUGUUAAUAGCUUGCUAGACCUGCAAGAGCCUCCUGUAUGUGAUUAAAGUUAAAAGGUUAAAAGUUAAAAGGUAAAUUAUAUCUGAUUGAAAGUGAAACCAGUUUUAUUUUGUUUUUUUUUUCAUGAAGGCUGUGUCAAUCAGAGCCAGGGGAGGUGUGACAAGGGCUGUAUAAACAGAAACAAAGUGAUUUAACUCCUAAAUGUCAGUGAAUUGAUUGAGCAGUGAAACAUGAGAAGCAUGAUCUAUACACUAAAACUCCUUCAUUAAGCUAAAGUUAUUUAGGUGACUAUAGUGUUCCUUUAAUAUAAUAUAGCCUGCUGGUCCUUGCUUUUGAAAUGCCUGCAGAACAGGUUCAGCAAAUAGAUUGUAUACAUAGCAACUCUUGUAACAAGGCUGGAUAGAAACAGUUAUUUAUGAUCUGAUAGGCCUUGCCUGACCAUAGUACACCCACAUAAUAAUUUUAUCAGUAACCAUAAACUGCACUUUGUAGAUAGAUAAGGUAUCCUUUUGGUGUACAUAUUCACUAUUUUUGUAUAUAUAAAAAACUGCCCACGAUUAUUCUUCAUUUUAUUGUGUUAUAAUGGCUCCAAUGAUGAUUUGCUUCUUUGCCCAGGCAUUUACAAGCAUAUAAUUCAUGCAUUAUUACGUUCUGUCCAGGGUGUCUUUAUUCCGUACAUUUUCUAUGAUUAUUAAGUUCAAGAUGAACUUGUACAUUUCUUGGCAGUCUAGGGUGUCACUUCAUGGAAAGGUGGUAUGAUAGGGCCCACUUUCAUAUUUUAAAUGUAGUUAUUUGUGUAGAAGCUUCUCUCUCCCUUAUGCUUUUAGUGAGGCUCUCUUUAACUCAAACAUAGAACGUGAUGGCUUAGUCUGCUCAAUUUUCUAAAUACUUUCAUUAGUCCCUGGCCUUAUCCUAACUCUAGGAUAGCCUUAUGCCUAUCCCACACAUGCUUAAACUCCCUCACUGUGUUAACCAAACUGGUUAUACAGUUGUGUAUGUUGUGCCUAGAUGGGUAUCGAUUGCACCUCGCUGAUGAGAACCAAAGAAGGCCAAAACGAUAGUCUGCAGUUGCUGUAACUCUCGAGCAGAGGAAACUUGCCAAUGAUUUGGAUCUGAACUGCCCUUAUGUACCGGACAAUUAUAAUAUGCACGUGUUAUAGGUUCUCUCUGAGCAGAUAUCAUUUUUGAGACAUGAGCGGGGACUAUUCGAAGGGCAAGCUAUUGAGGUUUCUCUAAGCUUUUGCCCUUCUCAGAAUUUCCCAAUUCUCUGUUUUUGACUGAAUUCUCUCUGAUCAUCCCUGAAGAGAGACUGAGUAGUACUGACAAUGCAUUUGUCAACUCUCUACUUUUCUCUCUUCCUCCUCCGAUUAUAUGGCCCCUGGAACUGCAGAAACUUAAAACUAACUAAAACCAGCAUCAGAUACCACUGUACUAUCCAACCCCAACAAUUCCAAUUGUAUAUCUCCUUCCUCUCUUGAAAUGGCUGCCCUCAGUCACAUGAUUAGUGUUCACAGCAACCAGAUGGUUCUUUCUUCUCAUUUACAGCUAUAUAGCCGAAUCACCUAAAAGGGACAAUAUAAUCACCAGUACAACUACAGCUUAUUGUAUUUGUUCUGGUCUGUAUAAUAUGUCUCUGCAGGCACGCUCUGCAUGGAGACUCUGAGCAUUCCCCAUAGGGAUGCAUUGAUUCAAUGCAUCUCUAUGAGGAAAUGCUGAUUUGCCAGGGCAGUGUUUGGCUACACCAGUGGUAGUCAACCUUUUUCUACCUACCGCCCACUAAUGCAUCUUUUUUUCUACCUUACCGCCCACCAGUUUUCGCGCAAGUGCAGAAUAUUUUUUGGAAAGGAGGGUGUUUUAAAAAAAAUAAAAAUAAACGUACGUACAUUUAUCUUUUUAUUUCUACUUAAUGCAUGUUUAUAAUGUUUAAUGAGAAAACAAUAAAGUAAAUUGAAAUUACCUUUUUCUAGUGAUUAAUGAGAUCCUUGAGGUUGAUGCUGCAAGAUUAAUAUUUGAUAUCUGGUUCGAUUUUCGUAAGGAACAAACGAAGGUCUCCUCUUUCGUGAUAUUCAGACGACUUCUCUGAUUGCGCAUAAUAUGAUUUCUCAUCUGUGCGUCAGCUCCCCUCCUCUCCCUCCUCAAUUCCCUCCCCACCUCCCCCCCCCUUUUUUAUUUUUUAACCUUCCUUAUAUCAAUGCCCAGUAGGAAGGCUGAGCUAGGUAUCCCACUUACUAUUACUUACUAUAGCCCACUAUAACAGACAGACAGACAGACAUACAUACAGACAGACAGACAUACAUACAGACAGACAGACAUACAUACAGACAGACAGACAGGCACACACACGUACAGACAGACAGGCACACACACACGCAUACAGACAGACAGGCACACACACACGCAUACAGACAGACAGGCACACACACACGCAUGCAGACAGACAGGCACACACACACGCAUGCAGACAGACAGGCACACACACACGCAUGCAGACAGACAGGCACACACACACGCAUGCAGACAGACAGGCACACACACACGCAUGCAGACAGACAGGCACACACACACGCAUACAGACAGACAGGCACACACACACGCAUACAGACAGACAGGCACACACACACGCAUACAGACAGACAGGCACACACACACACAUACAGACAGACAGGCACACACACACGAUACAGACAGACAGGCACACACACACCAUACAGGCACACACACACGCAUACAGGCACACACACACACACACGCACACACACAGCAUACAGGCACACACACACGCAUACAGGCACACACACACGCAUACAGGCACACACACACGCAUACAGGCACACACACACGCAUACAGGCACACACACACGCAUACAGGCACACACACACGCAUACAGGCACACACACACGCAUACAGACAGACAGGCACACACACACGCAUACAGACAGACAGGCACACACAUGCACAGACAGACAGGCACACACAUGCACAGACAGACAGGCACACACAUGCACAGACAGACAGGCACACACAUACAAAGACACACAUAUAUACAGACACACACACAUAUAUAUACAGACACACACACACACACACACGACACAUACAAAAACACAUACAUACACACACAUACAGACAGAAACACAGAAGACAUACAUACAAAGACACAUAAACAAACAAACACAAAAUAUUUUAGUCACCCUCCUGUUUCCUACCUUUUAGGUGCAGGAGGGUGACUUUCCCUGGGGUCCAGUGGUGGCUCAGGUGGAUGGGAGUCAGAGUUCCCACUCUGACUCCCUCCUCCUUCCUCCCGCGCGGUCUGUGUGUUAGCUGGGAGGAGUGACGUGCAGUCACUUCCUCCCAGCUCUGUGAUGUAAUCAUAAGGGGCCCGGUCGCGCUGUUAAAGCGCCCAGCGCUGACUGGGCCCCCUCACAAUCCACAUCCAUCGAGUGGCCCUGACAGCAUGGGAUGGACCCCUCCAUAUGUGGCCCCGGCGGUUUGCUGCGCAGGCCGGGGCUGCAAGUGGUGAUGGCGGUAUCCGGUCGCAGGGGUACCCGGUCGCAGGGGUACCGCCCGCCCAAUCAAAAUGAGAAAAUCCCUACCGCCCACCUGUAAUCCUGAAACGCCCACUAGUGGGCGGUAGGGACCAGGUUGACGACCCAUGGGCUACACUUUUAUAUUCCUGAGCCAAUAGUGUUUGCUUUUUUUUUUUUUACUUGGAUCCUUGAGUGUGAAGUACAUCUCCUUGUAUGAGUGUGCAAGCAAAAAACAAUAAUUAAAUAUGCUUUAGCAUAACAUAUAGCCAUUGCCAAGCCUAGGAAAUUUGUCUCCGUAAAAACAGUGAAGAAUGACCCUUAGGUUUGAAUCUAAAGUUGAAGGUACCUCUUUGUGGGCUCACUUUCUUGCUUUUCUUUCAAAAGCAGGCACUAUGCAUUGUUAUGGAAAAUUGAGGCUAUAAGUACAAAAAAAGUAAAAGAUUUUUCCUAAUUCACUAUUUUACCUUUAUCUUGGUCAUUCAGAAUUUAAAGAACACUUUAUAUUAAAGAAAAAUUAUAUAUAAUGUUUUUUUUUUGCUAAUUAGAGGGUUUGUAUUUCUGUUUAGAUGUUCGACCUUCCUCAAUCUUGACCUUGAAAAGGUUACAAAUGAGCUUUAUUCCAGUGCUGGCAGAGUCUCUGUUCGCCAAGUCAAUUCUGUUUUCAUUUUGACUAUUCUGGCUGUACAUUUUUAUUUUACAAUUCUCUCUUUAGUGAAUAACACUGAUAGUGUAAUUCUGAAUAAAAUUAUGUUUGCGAUCAAAAGUUAUUACUGCAUCUACCUGGUUCAAUUACUUAUUUUUUAGUGUUACUUCCGAGUGAUAAGGAGCUGUUAAUUUAUAUAUUAACAGCUCCUUAUCACUCGGAAGUAACACUAAAAAAAUAACUAAUAUAUCUUUGUCUUUCCUUAUUGUUGUCACCCACACCGGUCUAUAAAGUAAUCUAAGGCGUAGAUAUAUUAAUAAGGGCUGAGAUAGUAAGAAUACAACAACCUGAAGGAGCGUUGUUAAAAAAUAAAUAUGUAUAUUCUUUUUAAUAAAUAGAUGAUUGGUUUCCAAAUUGUUUUAAAAUGUAUAUUAAAUUAUUAAAUGCCCUCUUUAAUAAAAAUAUGCCAGAUUCUGUAAGCCCACCUCCCUUUGCAAAGGCUUCUAAAAUGAGUAUAUCGAUCAGACUGAGUGCAUUCAUAUGGAGAAAGGGAACUGAUGCUAUUAGCUUAAAGGGACACUCCAGGCACCCAGACCACUUCUGCCUAUUGGAGUGGUCUGGGUGCCAACUCCCACUACUCUUAACCCUGCAAGUGUAAUUAUUGCAGUUUUUUAUAAACUGCAAUAAUUACCUUGCAGGGUUAACUCCACCUUUAGGGGCUGUCUACUAGACAGCCACUAGAGGGCACUUCCUGCUUCAUAGCACAGAAAACCUGUGCUAGAGCAUCGCUGUGUGAGGACCUCCAGCGUCGCUCAAUUCCCCAUAGGAAAGCAUUGAAAAGCAUUUUUAAUGCUUUCCUAUGGAGAGCUCUAAUGCUCAUGCGCGGCAUUAGGUCUCCCCGGCCGGUGGGCGGGAUCAGUCUCGCCCACCGGUUGACGUAAUGCAGACACAUGGGACAUGUCGCUGCCUCUGUUAAGUCACUAAAGGGGUUUUCACACCUUCAGCAACCGGGGAUUGGGGGGUGGGAGGGGACCUGCAGUGCCAGGAAAACGGAUUGUUUUCCUGGCACUGGAGUUUCCCUUUAACACUUCUGUUGAAUUGAAAAUAAAAGUAUGUUUCAGUAAUAAGACAGAGUGAAAUGUCAACAAGAGAUAAGCAUUCUGUACAGAGUGGUUGGUAGUCAUGGAGCCUCCUACUUUGUGUUCACAGAUAAGGAAACUUGCAGACCAGCUGUUGAUUUUAAAAGUGUUAAGGGCAAAUAAAAAAGCAACCUCCACCUCCCCCAAAAACAAACAAAAAAAACUGCUUAUUAUAUUUUUGUCACUAUAUAACCCAAACUUAGAUCUCAGCUAUCUAAAACCGAGAUCCCAAACUCUGCCUCCCCAAUGGUGGUAGAAUUAUUUGAAUGCAACAGAUAACCAAAGAAUCUGGGGAGGGCGGCCGGAGUUUGAGAUGUAUGAUUUAUAGCAAAACGUGAAUGUAAACUACUCGGUCAACUUAAAAGGACACACUAUAGGCACAGAGACCACUUGAUCUCAUUAAAGUCAUCUGGCCCCUGUCCUUUUAUCUCUGCAAUGUAAGGCAUUGCCAUUUCUUUCAUAAGUGAAGUAAAGGGUUAUUAACCUUUUCAACACCAAGGAUGGACAGCGGACCUAGAGUUAAUUGUAGAGGGACACUUUAGAGUUAGGAAUAGUUUUCCUUUAACGAAGUAUUAGAAAACUUGCAUAUUUUAUUUUUCUCAGAAACUCACAGAUAAUGAUCUGAGGAAGUAAUACAACGGUCAGGCUGUUCCUAUGGGAUGAUUCCAUGGUUCCCUACAUUAUGCAUUCCACCUCCCAAGUAUUGGUCUCUCAGGUGACAAUAUGAAACCUUGGAAUUAAACAUUGCACGUUAUAACCUCUCCACUGUUAAAGGGAUAUUCUAAAUGCCAAGAAUACAUAGCUGUAUUCCCUUACCACAGAGCCAAUGUCCUCGGUGCUGGGUCCCGCCUCCUUCGAUGUCCAGAGAGUGUAUAUUAGACCUUCCCAUAGGGAAGUACUGAAUCAUUGCUUUCCUAUGGAGACAAAUCUGACGCUGGAUGUCCUCAUGCAAAGAGUGAGACCGUCCAGCGUCAGCUACUGGACCAAAGGUUUGUUAGGAUCCAGGAAGCGCCUCCAGUGGCUGUCUUGUUGCAAAUUGUACCGGCUACAAGAAUAAAACAUGCAGCAGUAACACUAUGUUUACUGUAUUUUUCAUCAGCAGUGGUGUCCUGUGAUCCUGGAUCCUGAUGCUGCAAGCCACAUGGACCUGCUGAUCCAACAUAUACACUUAUGGAAAAAUGGAGAUGCGCAAUAAACAAAUUGCAGGAUGAUGCCAAUCUGCCAGUACAUCACAUCCAGCACUUUUAGUAUUAUUAAAUGAUUUUUAAAAAGUCUGGGUUUUCAAGAGACUGUCUUUGGGAACCAGGAGUGCCCAUUUUCUGUCAAACCAGUCAAGAGACUUCACCCAAAGACCGCUUGCUCUAUAACCACUGUGAGAAGCACAGUUGUUGAGAUUAAGUGGUCUGUGUAAUUUUAGUGUCUAAGUAAAAAACUAAUAUUUUUGAUCGUCUGCAGAGGAUUCAUAUAAAUACACAGGUUUCAUAUAGAAAUUGUGCAGGAAUUCUAACUAAGUGGCUAACACUCUCAUCUCUAUUUACAGCGAGUGACAAGGUCAGAGAAUUAUUUGCCAAAGCCCGAAAUGGAAAGUAUAGACUGUUGAAACUUGAUAUUGAAGAUGGUAAGUUAUCUUAUUUUUUUAUUUUAACUUGUUUAAAGUUGAAUAAAUAAGUCACCGAAACAACUUGAGCUUAAUGGAGCAGCUUUUAUGUAUAAAUCAUGCCUGUGAAGUUGCACAGCUCAAUUCAUGGCCAAUUGUUUUGGUGACUGUAGUGUCCCUUAAAGGGACACUGUAGUCACUAUAAGCAUUUCAUCUCUUUGAAUUGGUUAUAGUGCCUGGAGUGCACCAUGUUCGUGCAGUAUGCCACAAAAUAAGAGUCCCUGGCCACCCACAGUCUGGCCCCUUAAGUAUGUGUAGCUAAGGCAGAGAUUACACACUUCCUUGUUGUCAUACCCAUUCAUACCGUCAGUUGGAACUCUGACAGGCUAAAAGCAGUCAGCUGACACUCUCAGCCAAUCACAGCUGCCUAUUGCUGCUCAGCCCAAUACUUCCUUAUUAGCCAAAGCAGCACAGAGGGGAUGGACUGCCGGGUCUCUUGUUUAGCAUUAAAAGUUUAAAAACUGUUUAAUGCUGAAAGAAAUGAUGGUACCAGAGGACUCCAGACACUAUGACCAGUUUAAUGAGAUGAAGCAGAUACAGUGCCUACGGUGUCCCUUUAAUGUUUGUUGUUUUUCUGAAUGCACAUGACUUGUCUACAAUAAGAAGCAAAAUUCUUAUUAAAUAGCUUAAUAAAAUCAGUUAAUGAAAACAGAUCUGAGCAAAAUAUGAAUUGCCAAUACCUCCCUACUGAAAUCAGUAACUUGGGCGACAAGAAGCCAGAUCACAGUUUGUUAUUGAUAACAACCAUUUCAUAUUUCCUUUAGAGGUGUAGGUAUUAUGGUGCUAGCAGGUUAUUGUGCAGUCCUGUUUAUGUUUUUUUUUCUUAAUUGUACUUCCUCAUAGAUCUGCCAAAUAUCUGGAGGUGUACUCAUUGCUUGAGCGCUGUAAUAUGGAAUGAUUCAGCAGCACCAAAUCAUUUUUUUUUCUUUUGAUGCAGCUAAAUCUCUUUUACCCUUUCAGUGUCAUCACAUCGACACAAGCUCUAUGUAGUCAGCAUAUUAAGGUGUAAUGCAGGUUAUUAAUAUGUGUAGGGUUAACUCAGAGUCUUAAAAAUAAAUAUAUAUAUAUAUAUAUAUAUAUAUAUAUAUAUAUAUAUAUAUAUGGCAAAUCUAUAAGUGGAUGCCUCUUCUAUUAAGUGGAUUUGGCUAUUUCAGCUACCACCCUUAUUGCUCACAUGGUGUGUUUAAUCUGGCACACAGGCCAUGCAGUCUUCAUAGAGAAAUACUGUCAGUAGAAUGGCCUGUACUGCUAAGCUCAAUUACUUCUACACGGGGUCAUUGUCAUAGGAUAUCACUAUUCCAGCAAGGCAGUUUGGGUUUCUGACUUGUUAUAGCUGCUCUGGUCAGCUGUUAUUGUGAAGUGGGAGCAACUGCUCAGGAAUUCAGGACACACGCUGACACCGAAUAGUGUGUAAAAGUUUGUCUUUUGUUGCAAAAGCCGUGGAGCCACUGUAGGAAGAAAGAGCAAGUUUCACCAGCAUUUUUAUUUAUUUUCAAGAGACUACCUGACUAUGAACUUCAGUUGGUUUAACAUAAUUAAAAGUCCUUCUGUCUUAGUAAGUAAAUAGUCCUCAGGCAGUCAGUGUAUUUCAUAGCUAAUUCUAAAUGAAAUGGCUUCUAGUGAAAUAAUAUAAUGAAAACACUUUAAGCUGCGUCCGGAUCAGUACGUUCUUUAAGAAAAUAAUUGGACAGCCGUAACAGUAGCCCAUCCCUACAACUCUUACUCGUUUGUUUUUAAAUCUAGGAAUUCGUUUUUUGUAUUGUACCAUGGUGACCAAAAUCAUUAUACAAUGAGGUGAAUGUCAGAAAGGACAAAGUACCUGUGUUUUUUUUCCCCAUCAUACCUCCUUUAACAGACACUGCUUUCUUUCUAGAAAAACUGACUGUCAGCUCAUAUGAAAAACCCGUAGACUCUUGGGAUAGAGAAUUUGAUGCUUAUAUUCUCCCAUUGUUGGAAGACAAGCAUCCUUGCUAUAUUUUAUAUAGGCUGGAUACCCAGAAUGCACAGGGCUACGAGUGGAUCUUUAUCGCAUGGUCGCCAGACUACUCUCAUGUAAGUUUACCACUCGGACAGGGGGAAAAAUAAAUAAUGUACGCUAAAUUCUUACAGUUUUUUGAUAUUGCAUAGAAACUACUAAAGUAUGUAAUUACCACACGUGUCUCACUCUCAUUUAAACCAAUGUAAGUCAGUGUCUCAAUAAAACCUUCUGAGGAUGCGUCUCUCUCCUGGGCAGUAUUGGCCAAUUAUUGUACAAUUAUUUACUAAAGUGUUAAUUGCUGUGAAAUCAAAGUAAAUGUAAAGGUUUAGCCAAAUUGGAAAAAAAGUCCGCUAUAUUUCCUGUUUCAUGAAUUCAUUUUUAAUUUCUAUGAAUUUGCUUUGAAUUGCUGACAGUUUGCCAUUUAGAGAAAUACUGUUUUACUAUUCCACUGACAUAGGCAAUCCUGGUUGUCGUAGUCCGUACUGCUAAGGUGUUAAAAUAUUUUCACUUUAUUGCCCAGUUUGCUCUAUAAAAUACUCCCUUUUCCCUUAAAUCAAAUAAAUUUGUUUGUUUUCUUCUUGGCAUGGCCAUAAUUCAUAAAAACCAAAGCUGUUGGUGUAUUUUCCCCUGUAGUGGCAAAAGUUGGAGCUCCCAUAAGUCUUUGCACAUCUUUCCUUGUUCUGUCCUUGUAAUGCUCAGUUCAAAUUCUGUGUUCUAAGGACACAAAUGAUCAUCAACAUAUAUGUCUUCAUAAGGUUCACUCACAUAUUAUUUCAUUUCCAGUUGCUCGCUAAUUAUCUUUUUCUUUGUGUACUGGCUUAUUGGCUCUGCUAACCAUAAAAUAACCUGCUUGUAGCAGUUUCCUUGGUUACCCAACAGUUAAUCCAAAUUUGAGAUACUUGGUCAGACUGAAUACAUAUGGUAAUUCCCUACAAGAAUAAAACUUUGUAAUUAUACAAAUAAACCUGAUUCAUUUUGUGGUAUGCAGUUCACUUGUAUCAUGGGCAGGAGAUUUUUUUUUUUUUUGUUUACAGUGGAUUAUCAGGUUACGUGAUAUUAUGGGAUUCGUGUUUUUUUCUCUUUAAUUUUAUCUAUUUAAAUUUGUUAACGAGGCAAUCAUUAGUUGUGUGAUUUCAUCUUAUUAAUUUAAUGGAAAAAAAAUCUGUAUUUAAUCACAGUGGUUUUAAAGAGAAUGUAGCCUUGUUAAACCAUUCUGUCUAAUGAAAACAAUAGUUGAUUAAAUAGCAUUUUUCCUUAAAUAAAAAUCAUUUGAUUAAAAAUAUGUUUGAAAAAUGAUAGUCUCUUAUCUGAGAUCAAAUAAAUGGGUUUUCACUAAAUUGAGAAUUCAAAAUGAAUUUCAAAUUUAAAGCCAGAGUAGCGGAACUGAAAUCAUAGCUGACUUUUUCCUAGUUUUAGUAUUUUGCUCUAAAAUCUGAAAUACACUCUGAAUUCAUAUUUUGGUGAAUAACCCACUAAGGCUUUAAUUCAGCUUUGUGGAAAGAAGGGGUUGAUCUGCUAUGUAUCCAAGUGCUUUUGUCUCCAGCCGCAGAGUAACAUUUUGUUGAACAUCUUAGGUUAGACAGAAAAUGCUAUAUGCUGCAACGAGAGCAACUGUGAAGAAGGAAUUUGGAGGAGGACAUAUAAAGGAUGAACUUUUUGGUACAGUAAAAGUAGGUGUAUUUUCACAUUAUAAACCAAAGUAGUUAUGUUGAUUCUUUGCAAUUAUUUGUGUCAAUGCCAGAAAAAAAAAAAAAAAAUGAAGUCCAUAUAAUGUAUGUUUAUAUAACAAAUACCAAUGCUUAAACUUAUGUCAGUUCAUAACAGGUGUGUUGGAAUUUAAACAAAAUGUACUUAUCCAAAGGACUAAAGUGGUAGCCCAUUUUACUGGUUCGUCUUCACAAUCUACUUGUCGUGAAAUACAAUUUCAAAUUUUAAAGAUUUUAGAGGCCAUAAUAACUGAUCUGGAAAAAUACUCCAACUCUGCUAUGGUCACAACAAGCUAUUUGUUUCCAUUCAGAUUUACUUUAGUGUGUCACACUCUCUCCUCCCACUUAGUGUCUGCGGGGUGUGUUUUGGCAUGGUGUGGUAUGUGUUGGCUGUAUGUAAUGAUUGUGGUGUGUGCUGCCUGUAUGUAUUGUAUGUGGUGUGUGUUGCCUGGAUGUAUUGUGUGUGCUGGCUUUAUGUACGUAUGUGUGUGUGGGGUGUGUGCUGGCUUUAUGUAUGUGUGUGUGUGUGCUGGCUGUAUGUAAGGUGUCAAACAAGGGGGAUGAAGGUUGCUCCAGGAAUUAUAAAAAACAGAGAUAUGUUAUUAAACAAAUAAAAAGCAAAAGAAAGUUCAAAUAGAGGUCCAAGUGUGAAUCCAAAUGGUAAAACUUGCUGGUAGAUAAACCCUCAAAGAGUCAAGGUAGUUCCUCUGGAAUGGGAUCAGAUCAGAGUAUUCUUGGCAGCCAUAUAUGCAACAGAAAGUGAGAACUAAUGGUGCAGAAAAUCCCAGAAUAACAUAGAAGUAAAACGUCUAUAGUCUACUUACAACUGAUAGAGCUUAACCUAGCUCUAGUCUGAAUGGCGUACAGUGGUACAAUCCCCACUUAUAGGGUAGGUAGGAUGGUGUAGGUAGGCAGAUGUAUCAUCGGUAUGAAGAUCAUAAAGUAUAUUAAAGAGACCGCAAUAGUGCGCACAGUAUAAAAGGUACCAGGAGUAUAGAAUAAAGUUAUAACACAUCUCUGUUUUUAUAAUUUCUGGCGCAACCUUUAUCCCCUCUGUUUGAAUCAUCUCUAUUGUUUAAAAGGCUUAGAAGGGAUGUUUUAAGGUUUUGCCUACUUUCAUUUUUGUAUUUUUAUAUUUAUCUUUUAUUUAGGUAUAUUAGCGCUGAUCCUGUUUAUCCUUUUGUCUAUUUCUGUAUGUAGUGUGUGUGCUGGCUGUAUGUAGUGUGUGUGUGUGUUGGCUAUAUGUAGUGGGUGGGGCUGUGUGUGUUUGUGUGAGAGUGCUGGCUGUAUGUAAUUGUGUGUGUGUGUGUGUGCGCUUGCUGUAUGUAAUGUGUGCGCUUGCUGUAUGUAAUGUGUGCGCUUGCUGUAUGUAAUGUGUGCGCUUGCUGUAUGUAAUGUGUGUGAGCUUGCUGUAUGUAAUGUGUGUGAGCUUGCUGUAUGUAAUGUGUGUGAGCUUGCUGUAUGUAAUGUGUGUGAGCUUGCUGUAUGUAAUGUGUGCGCGCGCUUGCUGUAUGUAAUGUGUGUGAGCUUGCUGUAUGUAAUGUGUGUGAGCUUGCUGUAUGUAAUGUGUGUGAGCUUGCUGUAUGUAAUGUGUGUGAGCUUGCUGUAUGUAAUGUGUGCGCGCGCUUGCUGUAUGUAAUGUGUGUGCGCGCUUGCUGUAUGUAAUGUGUGUGUGUGUGUGCGCGCUUGCUGUAUGUAAUGUGUGUGCGCUUGCUGUAUGUAGUGUGUGUGUGUGUGCGCUUGCUGUAUGUAAUGUGUGUGUGUGUGUAGGCUUCAUGUUGUAGUUGUGUGUUUGUGUCUGGCUUGUGAAGAUUGUAAGUGUGUGUGUUUAGGCUGUAUGUAUGUGUGUACUGGCUGCAUGUGUGUGUCUGUUUGGUGUUUGCUGGUUGUAUAUUGUGUGUACCUGAUUUGUAUUAGCUGUAUCUUAUGGUUGUGUGUGUGUGUGUGCGCGCGCGCUAGCAGUAUAUUGUCUGUUUGUCUAGUGUGUACUGACUGGUGUAUGCUGAUUGUAAUGUAUCUGGUGUGUACUGACUAUAUGAUGUGUGUGCUGUCUUUGUAUAGUAUGGUGUGUGCUGGAUCUCUUACUCUCACUGGAUCUCUUAAUCUCACUAACCCUCAUUCCAAAUCGGGAUCUGAUUGUUUCUCACGGUACCGACACUCACAGAGUCAGAUUGCAUGCUGGGAGUUUGACUCACUAGAGAGCGCUGGAACCGCUGAUUUAAGAACAGCCGUGCUGUUUGCCCAUGGUAGGGCUAAAUAGUCAAACAAAGUACCUGCCAGCGUGUGGAACUGAGGCAUUACAAAUUUCACAUACCUGCUCAAGACACUUCACCCUAAACAGACAUUUAACUAUAAUUUACAUUCAAUUUUUUUAUACAGUAAAUUACAGUCAAGGUCGGUGUACUUGAUAACUUUAGGUCAGUACAGGCAGCAGUGGGGAAUAAACUGAACAUUGCAGUAAACAACUAGGUAUACCUGGGAACAGGGAAAUUCAAGUAAUCAAAGCAAAAUUGAAUCAACAAUGCAAAGUACAGAAAGAUGUCCCUACACUGGUCUUGCUUAUUAGUGUAUUGACAAAUAAUACAGGAGAGUGUGUAGUUUAUGCACAAUACAAUAUUGUCUACAUAGAGAACUGUCCAACCCUCACUACAACGUCUACAUAAUUUUAUUUUGCUUUGCAUAUCAAUGAAAUUGAAUUUAUUAAUCUCUGCUUACCUUCUCUUUUCUAGUGCCACUUUUUAAUUUGCAUACAAAUUGUAUUUCGAUAUUUCUAUAAUUCUGCUUUUAAAUAGCACAACAUUGCACUUUUGUCCUUAAUGUCCUGACUUUUUUUUUUUUUUAAGGAAGUUUCACGUAAAUACUAAAAUUUUAAAAAUGUUACACUAUUUACACAUGACUAUUACACGCUUACUACACCACCCAUACUGAUCUAAUCUGCCUGUACAGAAUUAUUUAGCUGGCAAAAGCUCAUUAAAUACAGAAUUGCAGUUAAAUGGGAACAUAGUUGCAAAAAAUAGCUAAUCUGUAAAAUCUUCGUCACUGCUAUAGUCACAGAUUGGGUGUUUUAGUCUAAAUGUCACCAUUCAGUUUCCAUUAAUUAGCAAAUAAACCUCGGAAUGUCCCAUUGUUUUUGCAACAGCUGUAUGACUGACAAGUUAAAGCGGCACUGUCAUGCCGAACUUACCUUUCCUCAAUCUUUUCCUCUUCUCCCCCUCUCUCAGGAUCUGUUCUUCUUUUCUUCCUGUCUUCUUUAGUUUUCUUUAAAAUCAUAAGACAAAGUAGGGACUCUUUGCCUUAUGGAGGAUUCCUCCGCUUGACCAGCGGAGGAGCAAAGUGUGCUUCAUUUCUGCUGGUCAGAGCAAUUUUCCCAUAAUUCUUACCUUUCCUCAGUGUUCCUACGAUGCUUCCUGUCAUUUUACACGAAACUGCCGAAUUGCGUUCUAACUGAAUGAGAACAGUAUGUUCGUUUCUUUUAGAACUCAAUUCGGCACUUUAUUCGGAUCGCAAUUUCAUUCGAAUGAAUGAAACUCCGAUCCUAUUCUUGCUGUGGCUGCAUCUUGCAGCCGCUUAGUAGAUAACGCCCUAAUUCCCACGAUAUCAGGGAGUUAUUUACUAAAAGGCUGAAAGACCUAAAUUGGUCUUUUAGCCAACUUUACUAAUACGAAGUAAAAAUUACUUAGUAUUAGUAAAUGAUCUGCCCCUACUAGCUAUACUGUGAGUAGGGGCAUGUCUGGUAAACAGUGAGCAGCCUGUGGCUGCUCACUGUAAAAAAAUAAAAAAAAACUAUUGGCACCCACCCCUAAACGACAGAUGGGGGCCCUAAAGUAAAAUAAGGGGGGAGACCUAAUGUCCCCCUCCGGCCCCCAUCCCUGCACAGUGGGUGGGGGUCAUAAUGAUAAUGGGGGGGGGGGACCUACUGCUCCCCCCGCCCGGCCCCCACCCCUGGGGUCAUAAUGAUAAUGAGGGGGACCUACUGCCCCCACCCCUGGGCGUCGGUUGGGGGCCAUAAUGAUAAUGAGGGGGGGGACCUACAGUCCACCCCCCCUCCGGCCCCCACCCCUGGGCGGCGUGUGGGGGCCAUAAAGAUAAUGGGGGAGGUGGGAUCUACUGUCCUCUCUCCCCCGGCCCUCACCCCUGGGCGGCGGGUGGGGGCCAUAAAGAUAAUGAGGGGGAAGGACCUACUGUCCACCCCCCCUCUGGCCCCACCCCUGGGCAGCGGGUGGGGGCCAAAUGAUAAUGAGGGGGGGGGACCUACUGUCCUCCCCCACCCCUGGGCCCCCCCACAAGGUGACUAGGGGUCCCCAAGGCCCUAGUCACCCACCCCUCCACCCAAAUAAAAAGUCUCUACCUACCCCCCUCACCCUUAAAAAAAGUGAGGGGGGAAUAAAAUAACUAACCUGUAAAAUAAAAUUAAACUUACCAUUCGACGUCUUCUUUUUUCUAAAAUCUUCAUUUUUCAGCCCCAAAAAAAGCCAAAUAAAAAACCAUCAUAACCGUCGAACUUAAAAUAAAUUAAAAAUCCCGAGCGCAAAAAAAAAACCUGACGAAAAAGAAAAAAACAGAGCGCAAAAAAAUAAUCCAUCUUCACCCAUGGAGGGCUCUGCGCAGACUGAGCUCCGCAGGGUGGGGGAAGGCUUAUAAAGCCUUGCCCCGCCCUGCAAUUAGGCUAAGAACACUCUGAUUGGUGGGUUUAAGCCAAUCAGAGUGCUCUUUGUCAUUUUACACAGCAUGGGAAAAUUCAAAAGAACUUUCCCACGCUGUGUAAAAUGACACAGAGCACUGUGAUUGGAUGGAUUUCAAGCCAUCCAAUCACAGUGCUCUGUGUACCGGUAGCUCCCUCCUUGUAAUAAACUGAACAAACAAACGAACGCUGAUACUCAGAUAUUUCUAUUCAUUCGUUCGUCUGUCUGAUGAAUGAAUGAAUAGAUGAAAUUCCCGUUCGCAUGUCCAGGUGUUUAACUGGGCAUGUGCGGGAAUUUCAGUCUAUCUAGUGUGGGCAGAUGAUGUGUCCCAGAGGAACUUCAUCUACCCACACAAAGAUGGCGGCGCCCUGAAUCAAGAUCGGGGCAGAAAAUAAGGAAUAAAAAAUUGGGGGCAUUUGGGGGUGACUAGGGUGUCAGAGAUAGUGGAGGCCGGAGGGGGGUUAAAAAAAAAACAGGAUUUGGCAUGACAGUACCACUUUAAGGGAGAUUGAGUAGGAGAUUAAUGUUGAACAUACAAUUACUUUUUGUCAAUUGAAGAUGUUUGUUUUUUUGUUUUUCUGAAAACCUGGCAAUUUCAACAAAAACUGUUGUAUAUUUUAUUUUUCAAUGUAUUAUUAUUAUUUUUUUAAACUCUCCUUUUUCAUGUUGUGUUGCAUAAUUUACAGGACGAUGUUUCACUGAGUGGCUACAAAAAGUUCUUAGCCUGUAAGUCUUCUCCUGCUCCUCUUUCUGCUGCGGAAGAAGAGUUGAGGCAAAUAAAGCUUAACGAGGUAACGUGUGCGUCAACUGAUUUACCAUGUUUUCUCCUAAUAAAUAUGUUGUACUGUUUAUCUUGCAUAUCUAGUUUUACUCCUGUUCAGGUAAUAAUCAUUUAGUUCUAGUUUUUAAUAAGUCUCUGCAACACCACAUUGGUGACACAGUGGUGCAACAAAUGCAUAGAGGGCCCUGGUGCAAGAAAUUAUUAGCGUAAGGGUGGCCAACAAAUUCCCAUAUGUUGUACAUAUUCCAUUGUCUAUUGCCAGCAGGGGAUCUACCAUUUGCUCAUCCUUGCAAGGUUUUACUUGUAAGCAGUUUUUGUUUGCUUGAAUGUAUGUAUUAUCACUAUUUAUUAUCACACAGAUACUAAUACCCACACUGGCACACAUAAAAACAUAUCCUUUUUACACACACAAACAGAUACACACUGACACACAUAUACACAUAUCUACAUAAACACACUGGCACACACACACAUACAUAAACAUUGCCACACCCUCGCAGACACACAUACCUACACAUACACACGGCAAACACACACAUUGCAAUAUACAUAUUGUUAACCACCCCCUGCUUCCAUACCUUGUGGUUGCAGGAAGGUGACUUCCUACAGCUGGCUGCCACUAAUGGGAGUCUGAAGUUGACUGCCUGCAAUGUGCCCUCUUCCCUUCUCAGUGCCUCCUAUGUCCCCUCCGAGCCCGCGCGGUUUGUAAGUUGAGAGGAAGUGACAAGUAGUCACUUCCUCCAAGCACUCUCUGCAAAUUUUAAAGCAGCCUGGUGACUCUGCCAAAGGGCAGCAGCACCUAACUGUGCUCCUGAGGACUCGUGCCUGGAUUCUUCUCUGCAUCAUCAAUACUGCAUGGGCCUCCAAGGUGCGUGGGGUUUGGUGCACUUGCACCAGCUGUAGUUCCACCACUGGUGUGACAGAGUAAUACAUUGUAUUCUAAGUAUUACUGGAAUAAAGCUAAGCUCUUUUAAUACUUUGCUGUAAUCUUUCAGACCAAAACGGAUGUUGGAGUAGACACUAAACAACAGACCCUUCAAGGAAUAUCAUUCCCUUUAGAAAAUGCUGCAUACCAGGCUUUGGAACAGUUAAAGAGCAAAAAACUAAACUAUGUACAGUUGGUAAGUUAGUAUGAUAUGUCUUACAAUACUGAAAUACACUAUGAAAUGCCUGCUUCAUAUAACUGGAGUGCUAAACAGUGUGAAUAAAAACAUAGAAUGUGACGGCAGAUAAGAACCAUUCGGCCCAAUUUUCGAAAUACUUUCAUUAGUCCCUGGCCUUAUCUUAUAGCUAGGAUGCCUAUCCCACGCAUGCUUAAACUCAUUCACUGUGUUAACCUCUACCAUUUCAGCUGGAAGGCUAUUCCAUGCAUCCACUAUCCUCUCUGUAAAGUAAUGCUUCCUGAUAUUAUUUUUAAACCUUUGCCCCUCUAAUUUAAGACUACGUCCUCUCCUUGUGGUAGUUUUUCUUCUUUUAAAUGUAGUCUCCUCCUUUACUGUGUUGAUUCCCUUUAUGUAUUUAAAAUGUUUCUAUCAUAUCCCCCUCUCGUCUUUCCUCCAAGCUACACAUGUUAAGAUCCUUUAACCUUUCCUGGUAAGUUUUAUCCUGCAAUCUAUGAACCAGUUUAGUAGCCCUUCUCUGAACCCUUUCUAAGGUAUCAAUAUCCUUCUGAAGAUACGGUCUCCAGUACUGCGUACAAUACUCCAAGUGAGUUCUCACCAGUGUUCUUUACAAUGGCAUGAGCACUUCCCUCUUUCUACUGCUAAUAACUCUCCCUAAACAACCAAGCAUUCUGCUAGCAUUUCAUGCUGCUCUAUUACAUUGUCUGACUACCUUCAAAGGGACACUCCAGGCACCCAGAUCACUUCUGCCCAUUGGAGUGGUCUGGGUGCCGACUCCCACUACCCUUUACCCUGCAACUGUAAUUGUUGCAGUUUCUUGUUGCAGGGUUAACUCCACCUCUAGUGGCUGUCUACUAGACAGCCACUAGAGGGCACUUCCUCAUCCAUAGCUAGAGCGUCGCUGGACGUCCUUGCGCUGUGUGAGGACCUCCAGCGUCGCUCAUUUCUCCAUAGGAAAGCAUUGAAAAGCAUUUUCAAUGCUUUCCUAUGGAGACAUCUAAUGCGCAUGGUCUGUGCUUUUACAAUUUAUUUUAAUUCUUUAUUUUUGUUAUUUAUGAAAGGUACAAGAUAUCUGUAAUCCUGAUAAUGCUCAGUGACAGGAGACGUAUGCAAUAUUAUAUGUUUAAAAGACAGGCUGCACACAUUUUUAUAAUAAAGACAGGCAUACGUCAUAUGUGUAAAGUGGUUAGUGAGUACUUUGUUGGCAUGCAGGCAGUCUAGACAGGAAGAUUUAGAACAUGACUAUGGUUAAUGAAACAUGCUUAACUAUGCAAAGUUAGUAGAAUAUUAAGUAAAAAGAAUAACCUGCAAGACAGUCAUGUCUGAAUGUGAGAUAAUAUAUGAAAUAUAGGGCAAAAAGCACUAGAAAGGCAUGACAUGGUGAUGCUUACAAAUUAUAGGAGUAGUUACAUGGGAUAUGAACAUGCUAGUUAAACUUUGCUUAAGAAAUAAAAAUAUAAAAAUAGAGAGUAGUCUGUUACUUCGAACGAGAUCCAAAGCAUUUAAAAUACAGGAGUCCACCACAUGAAAAGUCAGCCAGCCAGCUUGGAAGCUACAUGGUGACAUCGGGUAGAACAGCCCCUGUUGCCAAGAAUGUCGGUGGGAUGACCCCCACUGGUCCAGAGGGGGAGAGAAAGAGUGCAGAUGUCCGCUCUGUGUCACGAUGUGGCGUCUGGAGAGCGGCCGUCUCUGCAACGCCUGACAGACUUAAAGGCCGCAACAAGUUAGGGAAGAGUAUUCCGGUUCAGGAAAGUACCGAGUCAGGUAAUGAUCGAAUCACCAGACUCCCCACUAAGUGGUAAGUAGUAGCUUGGUGCGAAAAACUGCAGUUUGCCAAAGAAAUAAAGCUUGUUAAGCAGAUGUUGCUCAGGAGCUCGCCUUGCAUGCUCCGCCCCCCCCAUAAUUUUAUUUUUAUUUUUUUUAUUCUCAGAAAAUCGAUUUAUACAAUGAAACAAUUGUUUUGGCGGAUUCAUCAUAUACAGAUAUAAAGGAGUUGCCGAAAAGGGUUCCAAAGGAUGCUGCACGCUACCACUUUUUCUUGUAUAAACAUUCCCAUGAAGGAGAUUAUUUGGAUUCCAUAGGUAAAAGAAAAUUCAUUAUUGCAUUGCAUAUAUUGACUACACACUGUUUAAAACCUGCAUUGCUGCACUUUCACUUCUGAGUGUUUAAUGAAGAUACAUCCUGUGUAUGCAACCCCCCCUCUCUCCAAUCAGAAGACUGGCAUUUUACAAUUCCUAGUGUGAAUGUGCAUGGGCUGUGGUAUGUGGCUCAACUUCAAAUUUAUACUGUUUAUCAUAAAAGAUAACUUUUCAUUUGUGCACUUGCUAACAUUUUUUUCUAGCACAAGCUAGAAUAUAAAUAUUAACAUAGGCAUAGCACAGCCAAUCAGAGCCUGCCACAAUAUCUCCCAUCCAUACAUAAUUGACUGUAAUCCAAAGAUUCUCCUCUUUCUUUGCUGCUUCCCUCAGACAAAUUAAACCUUUGGUCACACACAUGUAUAUAGACAGACAUAUAUUUAUGAGUUGCCGAUAUAUCUAUGCUCUCAGUGCUGUUAUGUUUUUUUUAUUUGCCUGUUACCUGUUCUCCCCACUAUGGUUUCUCUUGUGCUGUUUUGUUUGCAUAGUUACUCUAAACCCAUUUUGGUUCUAUAAGCAUUUGCUCACACACUCCCCACCUUCCUCUCUCUUCAUGUUUCAAACUGGGGUUGGUUGUGUUCCCCACUGCCGACCCCUUGCCUGGAAUGCACUAUUUUUGGGCAUGAUGAGCGGCGACCAUUUUAUUGGUGGAUAAUGAUUUUUGCCGCUUAUUCCUAGUCUCGCUAUGCUCGAUAAGAGCAAGCAAGGCUAAUAAUUCAAAUACAUAAAAUAAGUCCUGCACUCAGACUCCCACUACUCCUGGGCGUCAGCAAUGACCAUAAUACACAUUAGCCUCAAUGCAUACAAUAAAAAAGAAAGAAAAGUGUUACCUGCGCACUACCCCAAAUCCCUAUGCAUAUUUAAACAAAUUUAGUUUUUUUGUUUCACUCCAAUGGCCAUUAGGUGUAAUCCCACCUGCCACUACCCCAUAUGCUGACCCUAUAUUCUAAUUUCUUCAGGGUUAUUGCAGUAUUCCUUUACCUGUACCUGUAUACCAAACAGGGAAAGGAAUACAGCAAUAACCCUGAAGAAAUUAGAAUAUAGGGUCAGCAUAUGGGGUAGUGGCAGGCCUCAGGAUACGUAAUAUGGUGUCACAGGUAAAACAUCCUAAUGCUGGCAGCUCACUGAAAGAUCCCUCAGGAAUGCCUCAAGGGAUCGCCGGGAGCCUACCUUAUGACAGAGCACUCAAUUAGUAGCCUUGCGCACUCUAAGCGACGUUAGCAAGACUAUGAAUGUGUGACAAAAAACAGCAUCCACCAAUAAAAUGGCAGCCACGCGUCACAACCCAAAAUUACGGAUUUGCAACUGGUCAUUCGGCACGGUCACAUUCCUGGAGCGUGGGUCGUGGCCUUUGGGCCAGUGAGGGAGUCAGAAGGCAAUGGAUUGACGAAGAGUAACUAGGAAAACAAAACCGCAAAAGAAACCCCACAGUAUAAUAAUGGGUGAAUUAGAUAACAGCACUGAGAGCAUAGCUAUAUCCCUAACUGAUAAAUUUACAUCAAGUGAGCAAACAUUGUACUUAUCUGAGGGAAGCAGCAAAGAAAGAGGAGGAGCUUUGGGUUACAGUCAACUAUUUAUGGGUGGGAGAUAUUAUGGGAUGCUAUGAUUGACUCUGUUAUGGCUAUGUUAAUAUUCUAUGAUGUCAUUUAAAGUUUAGAAUAUUUCCCUUUUCUCUCCUUGCUGCUGAGAGAAUAAAGUCAGAAAGAAGCAUAAUAUUUGCCUCCGUGUCUUAAUAAAAUAGUGACUUUACGUCACGAUAUUAGUAAAAUCUGGUAAUUGUGUAUGUUGUCAUUCCAGUCUUCAUUUAUUCAAUGCCUGGCUACACAUGCAGUAUACGAGAGAGAAUGAUGUACUCCAGCUGUAAGAACCCUCUGCUACAUAUUAUUGAAAAUCAAAUACAGAUGGAGGUUAUAAAAAAGGUAGGUCUUCCUGUGACUCUGUGUACUGUUACAGCUAUGUGUUACCAGUCUUAGAAAUGCAGAUAGAUGGUCCAGCUACAAAAGCUGACCGAUCACAAUAAACACUAAACUAGGAAUUGACAAAGGAAUUGCACGUUUUGGACCACAAUAAUCAAGCUUGUAAAAGAAUUGUUCCCCCGAUUCAGAUAUUUGUCAGUUCAUCCAGUUCUUGGUUUAUAAAAUAAAUACAGUCUUAUUUUAGUAUGCAAAACCUCGGCAGUAUUUUAGAGAUACUCCGUGUUAUUUACUACAGUGAGAAUUCAAGCUAAAAUCAAAUAGCAUUUUGAAUUUAAUGUAAAAUAGGUAAACUGGAAAAAUUAGCCUUAAAGGGACAGUCCAGACUCCUAAAAGAGUGUCUCCUCUUUUUUUUUGUCAUUGUACAAAAAGUGCCGAUUUUAAUAGAAAUUGACACUUAUAUAGAUAAACCUUAGUACACCCCCACCCCCUGGCUGUCAAUCAAACAACAGAUCCUGUUACUUCCUGGCUUGGUUAGCUCAGUGGAGCUAAACUCAAGAGGCAGCAAUUGCCCAGAGCACCUGCCUUGCAAAGCUGCAUUGGGAAGCCUGUGGUUGGACAGCCACAGAGAAUAUGAGCUGGAGAAGAAAGGGAGGAGUUGCAAAGGCAAAAGACAAGAGAAUUUGGCUUUUGCAAGUUGUUGGUAAAUAUACCCCAAUGAAAAAAAUGGAUAAUUAUACAUGCAUGUUUUCAUUGGGGGUAUAUGUACUAAACCGUGGUUUAUACUUUUUUGUAUUUGAGCAUUGGAAUCUCGAUAUUUGAAUUAUUAUAAGAAUACAUUUCCGUGGUCUAUACCAGGGGUAGGCAACCUUUUACUAGUACUGUGCCAAAACAAGAUUUUGAAGUCUCUUGGAGUGCCACUCCUAUUUUGUAAUUUUUUUUUUUUUUGUGUGUAUGUUGCCGUAUUCUGCUUGUGUUAUUUGUUGGUACAGCAGUUUCUUUGUAGCGUUGUAUUUGUGUGUAUGUAGGCUGUUAUUUUGUAUAUAUGUUCAUGAGUAGUUUGUGGUAUUGUGUAUGAUACCUAUGAAUGCAGGCUGUGUAUGGGGGCUGCUUGUGGAAUUUUGUAUGUGAAUGAUAUGUCACAUUGCGUGUUUGUUGGUGUGUGUGUAUGUGGAUUGUGUUGUUUAUGGGGGCUGUUCGUAUUAUUUGUAUGAGGGGAGGUUUCUUUUCCAGCUCUGUGUAUAUCUAGCAGUGUGGGUGGCUUCCCUGGGGUCCAGUGGGGACCGGCUGGCCAUAUGCAGGUCUAGGGCAGGAGCUACAACAGCUUUUGCAUCCUACUCUACUCCACUAUGGAUUCCUGUUUAUAGGGGAUCACUUCCUCUAAGUGCUGGAAUGCGUAAAUUGAGGAUUGUUCUCACCAACCACAAUCCUUGCUCAGUUUGCAGUAGCAGAUAUCUUAAGUUCUUGUUUGCCUCUGGCUGCCUUGAGUGUCAUGCAAAGGCAACUUGAGUGCCAUGUUUGGGACACGUGCCAUAGGUUGCUGGCCCCUGGUCUCUACAGUUAUUUGCAAAAAGGGCCUUUUUUAUAUAUUAAAAUUCUACUUAUUCAGCAUCUCACAUUAUAGUCACCAUUCCUUCCUUGUGUUUUGCUAUUUGAACUGAACUACCAGGUAGAUUGAAGUGAUGUGACUUUCAACACAAGGACCAUUAAAGACAAACUGUAGGAGGAAAGCUAACCUGUUUAAUGUAUUAAAAAUGCAUAAGAAUAACUUUUUUUUUUUUUUUUUUAAAGACCUCUGCAGUUGUGCUGCUACUGUCAGAUUCUUCCCUCACGUGGAUGAGACACUCCACAUGGCAGGUCUCAUUCUGGCCUGUGGGCUAUGCUCUUCUUCCAUAAACUUCUGCUUAAUAAGAGGUUAUGAGAAAAAUAGUUUAUCCACAAGAGUAGGUCCAUUACUCAAAGAAUACAGUGGCUAUUAUCACUUUACAUAUAGCUAGGUUCACUGUUCUGCUGUCUCUUCUGAUAAAUGAGACCUCAUCAGAAGUUGUGUGCACUCCAACUGCCUGAGCGACAGCUCUCAGCGGGCCUUAAUUCUAAGCUCCUCACAAUUAUGCAUAUUUGUGAUGGUGCUUACAGUGACCCUUUAAUAUUUACAAGAAUCAGUAUGGCUUAAGCUAGGAUUUUAAGUAAAACCAAGACAGACCAUGUUCUGCACUGGAUUUUCUUUCUUUUUUUAACUUCUUAUAUGAACCUAUGGCAUAGAAGAAACAUUUAUUUUCAUGCAGAAAGACACCUGCAGGCAGUUGUUUGGCUUAAAUUUCACUAGGGAAAUUUCCAUGCAAAAUCUACACAAGCACACUUAUUUCAUAAACUUAAUGUGUGGACUAACAACUCAUUUGCAUUAUGGAACUGAAAGGAGACCAAGUAAUCAUACACUUACUUUGUGAUCACUGGAAGUGACUGUUCCUUUUUAAACUACGUAUCUUAACAGGAUGUCUCAGUCGUUCUAUAUUAGUAUGUUGUUUGUGUUUUUUAAUUUUGUCAUUUAUUAAAUCAUAUAUCUUUUCACAGAUUGAAAUAGACAAUGGCGAUGAACUGACAUCUGAUUUCUUGUACGAGGAAGUUCAUCCAAAGCAGCACGCCCACAAACAAAACUUUGCUAAGCCAAAAGGCCCAGCUGGGAAAAGAGGUAUACGCCGGCUCAUAAGAGGUCCAGCGGAAGGUGAAGGCGCUAAAGACUAGUCUAAAAUAAAUACGACUAGUACCUGCAAAGCCCUGGGUCAUCAUGUUUCAACUGGUGGACUGUAACCUUUCCAUGCCUGUGUUCUUUGAUGCAAUAAUGGUAUUUUGUUCUUACUAUGUAACAUUCCUUGUAAAUGACUCACUUCAAGAUCUUUGCGGUAUUUAGCGCCCACGCCACUUAUACAUUCCCUUUCAUUUAUCUGGAUGGAUAUAUUUCCGAUGCUGCCCAUCUUUUUUUCAUCAGGCUGUAAAUGCUUUACAUUCAUAUUUCGAUGGACCAGUUGUUCGUGAACCAAAGUAAUAAUGAAACAAAAAUAUUCUGGUGUGUUUGGUGCAGACCAGCAGCUAGAAUCAAUGAUGACCUUCAUUCUCAUCACGCCCCCAAUGCCCCUAUGCAGUCAUAUGGUUGUAUUAUAGACUGACACACUAAACUCUGGAUUAACAGAAAUGUGCAUUGAUGAUAACUGAUAAAAUCUUGAUGGUGCAAUCCCACAUUUGAUAAUAUCAUUUGACAAUGUUUGGCCUAUAUUAAUGGUUUACAUUGGAAUACCAGUAUGAAUUCAGGGUCUGUAUAAGUGGCAUUGAGGCAUCAUCUUUUACAAAACAAAUUAGUUACUGACAUAAAUGCAAAAACAGAGCAAAUACUGUAUACAAUUUAUUUCAUGUAUUUGUAAUCUGCUCUAAAUUGAUUUUAUUGCAAAUGAAUAUAUUUGUUAUAUUGCAGAGUAAUCUUCAUGAUAUUUACCAAAUAUUACCAUUGAGAGUUUUAUCAAUUCACACCAGCAUUCAAAGUACUUUUUUCCAGUUUCCAUCCUGUGUAAUAUUACCAGCACUCUGCAGAUUUGUUUCAAUAAUGCCUUCUUACAUAGGAGAAAAAAAUACAGAAAAAACAACUUACUUUUAUACAACUUUUUAUAGAAUACACUAUGUUCCAGAUUGUGUCUUAUGGAACUGCAAUACACUUUAGUUAUGCACCUUACUUUCAGCACAUAGGACUGACUAUACAAUCCAAAGAGAUUAUAUCUGAUAUGUAAUAUCCGAUAGUAAUAUGCAAUACUAUUCCCUUAAUCCUUAAAAUGACAGCAAUAACAAUGCCCAUCUUUAAAUCCCCUUUGUUUACAUUUCUUUGUCGGUAUCAUUUGGAAAUUUGACAAGUCAUUUUACAGUGGUUUUACUCUAUAGCUGCUUAAAUGGAGCAAAAAAAAAAAAAAUAAGAAAUGAACGUAGAGAAUUUUUUAUUGUUGACAUAUUGUGCCUCUCAUCUGAUAACAUAGUACAAUUAUGUUGGGGGGGAAACACUACAUUUUAAUAAUCAUGCACAAAUCUAAUUUUCUGUGAAACAUAUGUUGGGGUUUUUACACUAGAUUUCUAUUGUAGUAGUGUGCUUGAGUUUUUAGUAAGGUUAAUGUCUAUAUCCUAGUAGAAUUGCUUGAAUAUAUGCCAGAGUAGAGAUAACGUUUUCAGUUGUUGUGUGCAUUUAAUGACUAGAAGUAGACUCUUAAGAAUGAUUUGUAUAGCUAAAACUAUAGGUAGCAUAAAAUGAAGACUGCUUACGAUGCAAUGUACAAUGAAGAACUUCAAAUUAAUCAGAUUUAUUGCACUUCUUUUUCAAUGGACGCAUCAGAGCCCUGACGCAUUGCAGCUGCUGAAGUUAAAUUGCCUUACGGUCACAUUCUGGUUGUUUAGCAGACAGCUAAUGGGGCUUUCUGCCUCACUCGCUUUGCACUGUAGUUGAAAGCCAAAGUGAGUUUUUUCCAUAGAAAAGUGCUUUUUCAUAUGUAAAUCAUUGUUUGUUUGCACAUUGCUACAAUUGCUGUGCAUGUGUUGUGUCCCAAUGCUUCUCUAUGAGAAGCAUCCAAUUGAUUGCAAGUGCUCCUUAACAGGAGUUGGAUCUGGGCUUAAAUGUGGAAACUCUGUCGGCACUGGAAUAAAGCUAAGUUUUCAUGAUUUUUAAGCCAUCCAGUGCUGAAAAUUGGGCUCAGUAAUCUAAACAGUUUAAGGAACACACCAAUUUAAAAAAUGUAUGUAUUUUUUUAAUUGGAGUGUUCCUUUAAAAAUGGGAUGUUAAACUGUUUCUCCCAGUAUAUCUCACUUUGAGAAUUGUAGAUUUUCUAUGCUUAGCAGGCAAUUGCUUAUUAUUGUGAUCCAGUGUUUCCAGUGUUCAAUGAGGUGCUCUCUGUCCUAGACAAUGCCUUGAAACAGUUGAGCCUGUUAUACCGUGAGAAUCUUAGAACUCAAGAUGCUAUAUUUUAAAAGCAUAUCUGCAAAACCGAUUGUUACUGGUCACCCUUGAUCCGGCUAAAUCCCCCUCUGAAAUGAAUAUGGGCUAAAUUACAUUUCCUAGUACACAUUUUAGAGUUUCAAUGCAUGUGAAUAGCUAUUUUAUAUAUUUUUUUCAAAUAAUUCACCGCUCAAGUUUUCAUUCAUUUUGUUUUUUGUUUGUUUUCUUCUUUUUGAACCAAUUUAAUAAUAACUCCAUAUAUUUUGCGCUAACCUAAACAAAUGCACUUGCAGUAAAAAAAGGGAUAAUUAAAAUCUGUAGAUAUUAAAAUGUUAUGCCUGAAUGCUUGGGUUAAUACAUUGUAUACAUAACGUUAUUUGUUCUUAUCAUAUUGUUACAGAAACAUUUUUUGCUUUAUUUCUUGGAAGACGUGUCAUACUGCAAAGUAUUGUAUCAGCGAGUUAAAAUCAAUUGUUUGCUUCAGCCUGCUGCAAAAUACAGCUCUGUAGUCGAGAGACAUCAAGUAUUGAUUCACUAAGAAUACAUUUUGGUGAACUGGAGAAAUAAAAAUAUACAAAUUAGUUACUAAAUUAGCAGCACUGGAAAAAAAUCUGCUUGGCUACUUUUCCAAACCGACUACCCUGCUGUAAUUUGUGGAAUCCCUUUACCAGUUCACCAUAUUUAUUGGUUUAGUGAAUGAAUAUCAAGGCUUAUAAUAAUACUUGCUUCCCUUUCUAUUAGCAGAAAUAUAAGAAAACUUCUUAUUUUUUUGUUAACUUAUGUAUUUACAAAUUGUCAUUAGUAUUUUUAUUCAUUUCCUGUAAAUGCAUUUGAACUCCACUUGUCAUUGGUUGUGGGAUUUUACUAGUAGAUAUCUGCUUGCAUAAGCAGUUGGACAGGGGUAUGCCAAGCCUAUCCCUUCUUCAGGAUUAGGCGCCCCAGAUAUUGUGGACUACAUCUCUCCUACUUUUUCCCCACCAUUAUGGGAGAUGCAGUCUAUAACAUGUAGAGUGCCGAAGGUUGCCUACCCCUGCUUAUUUAAAAAAAAAAAAAAAAAAAAAAUCGUCUGCUGAGAGCUCUGCACUCCUGAAAAUUGUCCUUAAACGUUUUUAAAUUGUAUGUAUGUAUGGCCCUCCUAUAGUACAAAGAUAUAUGUUGGAACUCAGCACCAAUCUAUUGAAUAAUACGUGUAGGUUAACAGGACUGUUGCUGAAUAUUUUUUCUGAUCAGGUGUUUUGACUUUGUAAAUAGAGUUUACAUCUAAUACCAUUGCAGAUUUUUACUGAAAAUAUCAAAGUAUUUUAUUAGAAAUGACACAAAUCAAAUUGAAGGUGAAGGUGAAUGAAUAUGAUCUAACAUUCAUAAGAAUAGUUUUCUGUAAGUCUUGGAAAUAACUCCCUACUGGAUUUACUCUAUAAUAAAGAUGUGGUUAUGGAAUGGACUGAUUUUGUAAAGUUAUCAAACAUUCGGGAUAAUAUCAAUAAAUAUAAAGCAUCAGUUUGUUUACACUUUGAAAAGAAUGUGCCUAAUUUUUCUGCUUGUGACAAUUCGUAUGAAGAAAUGCUGCAGAUGUUGAAGAAUCUGUAGUUAAAGGGAAACUAACGUGAUAAUGAUAGCUUUGGUAAACUGAUAGAUCUUGAUUAAAUAAAAAGGUGACUUCAUGUUUUGUUUUUUACCAUUUUACUAUGUGAAAUACGCUGUAAGUAAGUUGUCAGGUGUAGGAUAUAGUCUUACCAUUUAUAAACUGUUAAAGAAGAACUGUUAUUUCCUCACUUUUAAUGCAAC
Messenger RNA from Pelobates cultripes (western spadefoot toad), 35269 nucleotides. The record is from the annotation of a GenBank genome assembly. NCBI's taxonomy places the organism in Eukaryota, Metazoa, Chordata, Amphibia, Anura, Pelobatidae.